GACUCGUUUAGUAAUGCAUAUAUAGAGCGUCGAUUCAUUGUAUACUAUAUGGCCUUGGGUGUGCUGCUGGACACGAACUUUCAUAACAAACUUCAAAUGCCUUUGGAAAGUUUUCAUUGAAAAACGACGCAAAGAAACUAUAACGAGAAAAAUUUCAAAAUAAAAACGAAUUUUCAAGGUGUCCGAAUUCAUAAAAGGCAAAGAAAAAUGACUAGUGAUUCGAACACUUUAUCGCCUUCAAAAAACACGUUGACGCAACAACUCGAAGAAUUUUCUGGCUACACUACRUUACAUGGUCUUCACUUUGUCUUUGGAUCUGACGGUGCAGUUCGUCGGCUUGUCUGGUUUGUCUUAGUCCUCGCUGGUUUGGGCUUUUGYAUAAAGCAAUUAAUUGUAAGCUUUGACAGGCUUCGCGAUCAUGAAAGUGUUAUCAGCAAAGCUAUCAUUCCUUCAAGACAACUCACCUUUCCUGCAGUCACCAUAUGCAAUAUAAACAUGAUGAAGAAGUCCUUAAUUGAAGGCAAAGAUGCACAAGUCUACAUGGAUAACCUGAAUACUUUGCGCAGCAUAGAAAUUCACCCGAAGAAAACACUGGAUAGAAAUUUCGACCUUAAGAAAGCUGUGGAGAAAUAUGGUCAUACAGCACAAGACAUGAUAAGGACGUGCAAUUGGAAUGGCAAAAACUGCAGCUAUCUCAACUUUACUACAUCAUUUUCACAUCGGUAYGGCCUUUGCCAUACAUUCAAUUCAAGACAUGAUGGGGAGGCACUUCUCUCAACUUCUAAUGAACGUAGUCUUGGGCUUGUUCUGAUUMUCGAUCCCAAAGKCAGCGAAUACUAUGGGAUGUUAAGCUACUUUAAYACUGGUGUACGGGUGGUAGUUCACGAUCAACACGAAGAGCCGCUGAUAGAGGGUAAUGGSAUCGAUGUAAUGGCAGGUCACAUGACCACAAUUUCAUUUCAAAAGAGAGAAAGCAACAUUCUUAAGGCUCCUUACCCUUCAGCCUGCGGGAGCAAAAAACUAAAGACUUCCAAGUUUUAUGCCCAAAGCACUUGCUUGAUGGAAUGUCAUGCGCGUAAAAUAAUUAGAAGUUGUGGAUGUAGAUUUCUGGGAAUGCCGGGCUUAACAAAUUCAAAGUACUGCAGCCCAGAGGAAAUGAAGAAAUGUGGAAUAUAUGACAAUAACAACAAUAAUGAAACUAGCAGCAGCGCCAAAGAGAACGUUCAAAAAUUUUUAACAUUGCUAAAUUUUGGUUUUCUGCAUUCAGUCAAUCCUGUUGAAUGUGGCUGUCCAACACCCUGCAAAGAAAUAAAGUACCCAACGCGGGUCGACAUCACCAACUUUAUCUCGGAGUCUUUUGUGAGAGAUUCUUCUGAUGACUUAGUUGAUCUAUUAUUAUUGAUGAUUGCUCAACGAUCUAAUGUGACGGUUAACACCAGCGUUAUACACAAUGYAAGGAAGGAAGUAAACAAAAUUUUAGCAGAGGCAAGUAAGUACCUUCUUCAUCUGUCGGUUCAUUAUAAGGAUCUCAACACUUACGUGACGACAGAGAGACCUUCCUACGAUAUCAACAUGUUUGGAGCGGAUGUUGGUGGUUACGUUGGAUUGUUCCUGGGUUGCAGUGUGCUCACUGUGUUUGAGUUCAUCGAUUUUAUUAUUGUCUUUUGCUUCAAAAAACGUCGAGAAAUUAAGAACUACACAAUAAAUAAAGCCUCUGCUCCAAGAAAUAAUGGAAAAGCCUACGACGAAGAGAAGGAGAUUGGCUUGUGAACAAUACCUAUAGAUGUGCAGUGCCUGGAACAUUGGAAGAACACGUUUAUUCAAAGAAUGUUUAUGAAAAAAUGCAAAAUCACUGGACAGAAUAUUUAAACACUGUCGAUUCUAUUUUUAAGCUCACCUGUAUGUAAUAUAUACAAUAUGAGCGGGCGAUCUGUAUGCGGAUUUAAAACAGCGAGCUGAAAGCRAGCUGUU
Molecule: messenger RNA, 1971 nt
Organism: Exaiptasia diaphana
Lineage: Eukaryota; Metazoa; Cnidaria; Anthozoa; Actiniaria; Aiptasiidae
Product: amiloride-sensitive sodium channel subunit gamma-2
Exons: 8
Coding region: 208-1770 (520 amino acids)
Biological process (GO): sodium ion transmembrane transport
Cellular component (GO): membrane
Molecular function (GO): ligand-gated sodium channel activity
Source: RefSeq, a predicted model, not a curated record